Messenger RNA from Setaria italica (foxtail millet), 1598 nucleotides. Its product is annotated as probable 2-oxoglutarate-dependent dioxygenase At5g05600. Bases 125 to 1261 code for a protein of 378 amino acids. The record is from RefSeq and is a predicted model, not a curated record. Lineage: Eukaryota; Viridiplantae; Streptophyta; Magnoliopsida; Poales; Poaceae. The transcript has 3 exons.
AAAAUAUGGUAUUACAAUUCAUCUCAGGACCAUCUGUCCAAUUGCAACUAAUAUAUAUCAUCACAUGCCAGUGUAAGCUAUAGUUCAGUGCAGGGUGUGUCUUGUCUUAAACCAGGUCUAUCUGAUGACUAGCUGCUUCAACGGCGGCGCCGGCUGGCCGGAGCCGGUGGUGCGCGUGCAGACCGUGUCGGACACCUGCGGCGACACGAUCCCCGACCGGUACGUCAAGCCUCAGUCGGACCGGCCGUCGCCCCCUGCCUCCGGCGGCGUCGCCGGAGGCGGCCCGAACAUCCCGGUGGUGGACCUGUCAAUGCCGGACAGCGACGCGACGUCCCGCGCCGUGGCGGCGGCGUGCCGGGAGUGGGGCUUCUUCCAGGCGGUGAACCACGGCGUGCGCCCGGAGCUGCUGCGCGGCGCGCGCGCGGCGUGGCGCGGCUUCUUCCGGCAGCCCGCGGAGGUGCGCGAGCGCUACGCGAACUCGCCGGCGACGUACGAGGGCUACGGCAGCCGCCUCGGCACCGCCAAGGGCGGCCCCCUCGACUGGGGCGACUACUACUUCCUCCACCUCCUGCCGCCGUCCCUCAAGAGCCACGAGAAAUGGCCUUCCCUCCCCGCCUCCCUACGGGAGACGACGGAGGAGUACGGCGAGGAGGUGGUGCAACUGUGCCGGAGGGUGAUGCGGCUGCUGUCGAGCGGGCUGGGGCUGGAGGCCGGGAGGCUGCAGGAGGCGUUCGGCGGGGCGGGCGGGGAGGGAGCGUGCAUGCGCGUCAACUUCUACCCGCGGUGCCCGCAGCCCGAGCUGACGCUCGGCGUGGCGGCGCACUCCGACCCCGGCGGCAUGACCAUGCUGCUGGUCGACGACCACGUCAGGGGCCUGCAGGUAAGGAGCCCCGACGGCCAGUGGAUCACCGUCGAGCCCGUCCCCGAUGCCUUCAUCGUCAACGUCGGCGACCAGAUACAGGUGCUGAGCAACGCGGCGUACAAGAGCGUGGAGCACCGGGUGACGGUGAGCGCGGCGGAGGAGCGGCUGUCGAUGGCCUUCUUCUACAACCCGCGGAGCGACCUGCCCAUCGCGCCGAUGCCGGAGCUGGUGGCGCCCGGCCGCCCGGCGCUGUACCCGGAGAUGACCUUCGACGAGUACCGCGUCUUCAUCCGGCAGCGCGGCCUGGCCGGCAAGGCGCAGCUCGAGUCCCUGAAGGCCAGCAACAAGGCCGCCGCCGCUCCUGUCACAGCUGAUGGCUCGCCCUCUUCCUCUAGCUAGCACAGCUGUACCCUAGCAGCAACCGAGCUACUCCUUGCAAGAUAUAUCAUCUGCCCGCCGCAACCGAGCUGUGCAUAUCAUCACUGGAUCCAUCGUUGAAUAAUUUGAUGUUUAAUUUCUGUGGAACUGUGCAAUGGUGUACAUUAUUCGUCUCGUGAAACUGAAAUUAAAUGUCGUGAUGAGCAGUAAAUUAAAUGUACACAUAUGCAUAUAUAGUAUAUAGAAAAGUGGAGUACUCUUAGCUUGAUGCCAAUUGGUGUUGAGUUGACAAGAGAAGUGUAAGCCAGUUUACCAUGAUCCAAAUUAAUAUAAUAUGGAGUACUCACUUAUUUUCAAA